ACCCGGAAGCAGAGCUGAGCAGCGGAGGCGCCGCCGUGGAGCCGCCUUAGAGCCACCGCCCCCUCGCCGCUUUGCCGCUGCGUUGGGAAACCUGGACCGCGGCGGCGCCCGGUUGCCCUCAUGAUCCCGGGCGGGCGGCGGCGGCGGCGGCGGCAGAGGCGGCGGGAGGAUGACCUCGUACAGGGAGCGGAGUGGCGACCUGGCUCGUUUCUACACUGUCACUGAGCCCCAGCGACACCCGAGGGGCUACACAGUAUAUAAGGUCACCGCCCGGGUUGUUUCACGAAGAAAUCCAGAGGAUGUCCAGGAGGAAGAAUCCUGAACCAACCUAUCCAUGAACAUACUCUCUGCCAUUUUCUUAAUCCUUUUUUCCGGAAAACUCUUUUAUAAUAACAACUGUUGGUGAACCAUUCAUCAGAAAACUCUUAUAAUUGUAUGGAAGAGAUACAGUGAUUUUAAGAAACUACACAAAGAACUAUGGCAAAUUCACAAAAACUUAUUCCGACAUUCAGAAUUAUUUCCUCCAUUUGCUAAAGGAAUAGUGUUUGGGCGAUUUGAUGAAACUGUUAUUGAAGAGAGAAGACAGUGUGCUGAAGACCUGCUGCAGUUCUCUGCCAAUAUUCCUGCUCUUUACAAUAGUAAACAGCUUGAAGAUUUUUUCAAGGGUGGAAUAAUUAAUGAUAGUUCUGAAUUAAUUGGUCCUGCUGAAGCUCACUCAGAUUCCCUCAUUGAUACCUUUCCUGAGUGUACAGAAGGCUUCUCCAGUGACAGUGAUCUGAUCUCUCUUACUGUUGAUGUGGAUUCUCUUGCUGAGUUAGAUGAUGGAAUGGCUUCCAAUCAAGAUUCUCCCAUUAGAACUUUUAGUCUCAAUCUUUCUUUGGAUUCUUCAGCACUAGGAGCUGUUGCUUCUGAGAGUGAACAGAACAAAACAGAAGAAAGGGAAAGUCGUAGCCUCUUUCCUGGCAGUUUAAAACCCAAGCUUGGCAAGAGAGAUUAUUUGGAGAAAGCAGGAGAAUUAAUAAAGCUGGCUUUAAAAAAGGAAGAAGAAGAUGACUAUGAAGCUGCUUCUGAUUUUUAUAGGAAGGGAGUUGAUUUACUCCUAGAAGGUGUUCAAGGAGAGUCAAGCCCUACUCGUCGAGAAGCUGUGAAGAGAAGAACAGCUGAGUAUCUCAUGCGGGCAGAAAGUAUCUCUGGUCUUUAUGGGAAACCUCAACUUGAUGACGUAUCACAGCCUCCAGGAUCACUAAGUUCAAGGCCCCCUUGGAACCUAAGAAGCCCUGCCGAGGAGCUGAAGGCCUUCAGAGUCCUUGGGGUGAUUGACAAGGUUUUACUUGUAAUGGACACAAGGACAGAACAGACCUUCAUUUUAAAAGGUCUAAGGAAAAGCAGUGAAUACAGCAGGAACAGAAAGACCAUCAUCCCCCGCUGUGUGCCCAACAUGGUGUGUCUGCAUAAGUACAUCAUCUCUGAGGAGUCGGUAUUUCUUGUGCUGCAGUAUGCGGAAGGUGGCAAACUGUGGUCAUAUAUCAGUAAAUUUCUAAACAGAAGUCCUGAAGAAAGCUUUGACAUCAAGGAAGUGAAAAAAUCUACACUUGCAAAAGUUCACCUGCAACAGCCAGCUUCUAGUCCUCAGGACAGCAGUAGCUUUGAAUCCAGAGGAAGUGAUGGUGGAAGCAUGCUUAAAGCUCUGCCUUUGAAGAGUAGUCUUACUCCGAGUUCUCAAGAUGACAGCAACCAGGAAGAUGAUGGCCAAGAUAGCUCUCCAAAAUGGCCAGAUUCUGGUUCAAGUUCAGAAGAAGAAUGUACUACUAGUUAUUUAACAUUAUGCAAUGAAUAUGGGCAAGAAAAGAUUGAACCAGGGUCUUUGAAUGAGGAGCCCUUCAUGAAGACCGAAGGGAAUGGUGUUGAUACUCAAGCUAUUAAAAGCUUCCCAACAUACCUUGCUGCUGACAGUGACAGCCCCAGCACACAGCUGAGAGCUGCCGAGCUGAAGCUCUUCCCCAACGAUGACCCAGAAGCAGUUAGUUCUCCAAGAACAUCAGAUUCCCUCAGUAGAUCAAAAAAUACCCCCAUGGAAUUCUUUAGGAUAGACAGUAAGGAUAGUGCAAGUGAACUCCUGGGACUUGACUUUGGAGAAAAAUUGUAUAGUCUAAAAUCAGAACCUUUGAAACCAUUCUUUACUCUUCCAAAUGGAGACAGUGCAUCUAGGAGUUUUAAUACUAGUGAAAGCAAGGUAGAGUUUAAAGCUCAGGACACCAUUAGCAGGGGCUCAGAUGACUCAGUGCCAGUUAUUUCAUUUAAAGAUGCUGCUUUUGAUGAUGUUAGUGGUACUGAUGAAGGAAGACCUGAUCUUCUUGUAAAUUUACCUGGUGAAUUGGAGCCAACAAGAGAAGCUGCAGCAAUGGGACCUACUAAGUUUACACAAACUAAUACAGGGAUAAUAGAAAGUAAACUCUUGGAAACCCCUGAUGUUUUAUGCCUCAGGCUUAGUACUGAACAAUGCCAAACACAGGAGGAGAAAGGCACGGAGGAACUGAGUGAUCCCUCUGGGCCCAAAUCCCACAGUAUAACAGAGAAACACUAUGCACAGGAGGAUCCCAGGAUGUUAUUUGUAGCAGCCGUUGAUCGUAGCAGUUCAGGAGAUGUGUCUUUGUUACCCAGCUCAGAUCCCAAGUUUCAAGGACUUGGAGUGGUGGAGUCAGUAGUAACUGCAAACAACACAGAAGAAAGCUUAUUCCAUAUUUGCAGUCCACUCUUAGGUGCUAAUGAAUAUAUUGGAAGCACAGACACUUUAAAAACAGAGGAAGUAUUGCUGUUUACAGAUCAAACUGAUGAUUUGGCUAAAGAGGAACCAACUUCUUUAUUCCAGAGAGGCUCUGAGACUAAGGGAGAAAGUGGUUUAGCGCUUGAAGGAGACAAGGAAAUACAUCAGAUUUUUGAGGACCUUGAUAAAAAAUUAGCACUAACCUCCAGGUUUUACAUCCCAGAGGGCUGCAUUCAAAGAUGGGCAGCUGAAAUGGUGGUAGCCCUUGAUGCUUUACAUAGAGAGGGAAUUGUGUGCCGCGAUUUGAACCCAAACAACAUCUUAUUGAAUGAUAGAGGACACAUUCAGCUAACGUAUUUUAGCAGGUGGAGUGAGGUUGAAGAUUCCUGUGACAGCGAUGCCAUAGAGAGAAUGUACUGUGCCCCAGAGGUUGGAGCAAUCACUGAAGAAACUGAAGCCUGUGAUUGGUGGAGUUUGGGUGCUGUCCUCUUUGAACUUCUCACUGGCAAGACUCUGGUUGAAUGCCAUCCAGCAGGAAUAAAUACUCACACUACUUUGAAUAUGCCAGAAUGUAUCUCUGAAGAGGCUCGCUCACUCAUUCAACAGCUCUUGCAGUUCAAUCCUCUGGAGCGACUUGGUGCUGGAGUUGCUGGUGUUGAAGAUAUCAAAUCUCAUCCAUUUUUUGCCCCUGUGGAUUGGACAGAACUGAUGAGAUGAACGUAAUGCAGGGUUAUCUUCACACGUGCUGAUCUUCUCUGUGACAGGCGUCUCCAGCACUGAGGCACCUCUGCCUCGCAGUCACUUACGGAGCACCAAAGCAUUUGGAUAAGGACCAUUGGAGGAAAUGGGGGGAAAUGGCUAAAAGAGAACAAUUUGUUUACAAUUACUAGAUAUUAGUUAAUUUUGCAAGAGGCGGUGAUAUACAUAUCUUAAACCAAGGUGUGAUCUGAAUUUAAUCCACAUUUGGUAUUGCAGAUGAGUUGUAAAGCCAACUGAAAGAGUUCUUCAGGAAGUUCCUCCGAUAGGAAGCUGUGAGUGUAGAAUGAAGUUUUACUUGAAAGAAGGACCUUUACAUGGCAGCUAACAGUGCUUUUUGCUGACCAGGAUUGGUUUAUAUGAUCAAAUAAAUAUUUGCCUAAUAAUACACUAAAAGUAUUUCAUGAAUAAUGUUAUCAAUGCAACUUAAAAGUGAGGGAAAAAAAGAGAAUAUGCACGUAAUUUCUGAUGGAAAACCUGUACCCUGAUGCUGUGUAGUUAAUGUAUGUUGAAUGUGGUCCCGGAUUAUUUCUGUGAGAAGACACUCCAUGUUGUCAGCUUUGUCCUCUUGGUUGAUACUACUUAUUUAGAGAAUGGUUCAUAUAGACACUCACUCUGUGUCUUCAACAGCAUCUUUCUUUCGCCAUCUUUCCAUUUUCUGCACCCUCUGCUUGUUCCUUCAUAUUCCAUUCUUCCUACUCCUGCUAACACACAUGCAACAAAAAAGGGAAGGAAGUUCUUAUUUUUCCAAAUUGUGUGAGUACUAAGAAAUCAUGAUGUCAAAUAAACAUGGUGAAACAUUA
This is a messenger RNA of Saimiri boliviensis boliviensis (Bolivian squirrel monkey), 4323 nucleotides long. NCBI's taxonomy places the organism in Eukaryota, Metazoa, Chordata, Mammalia, Primates, Cebidae. The record is from RefSeq and is a predicted model, not a curated record.